This is a messenger RNA of Uloborus diversus, 2688 nucleotides long. It is a transcript of the gene Oatp30B, whose product is annotated as solute carrier organic anion transporter family member 5A1-like. Lineage: Eukaryota; Metazoa; Arthropoda; Arachnida; Araneae; Uloboridae. The transcript is spliced from 15 exons. The coding region runs from base 1 to 2577 and encodes 858 amino acids. Gene Ontology annotation, molecular function: protein binding. The record is from RefSeq and is a predicted model, not a curated record. Gene Ontology annotation, cellular component: membrane. Gene Ontology annotation, biological process: transmembrane transport; sodium-independent organic anion transport.
AUGACGUCAAGUUGCCUCGAUUUAAGUAUACCAUCAACCUCAACUUGCAAAGAUGAUUUUGUAUCCCAGUGGCGAUGUCAUAGAAGAACCAAGAGUGCUGGGAGCAAUGCAUCUAGGGACUUAUCACUUUAUACGUCAAUGGGACUGUAUGCCCACCAUGGCAUUUUUGCUCCUCAAGAGAAUGUUACUUCUGAAAAAAAUGUGGAAGUUUCCUUUAACUGCAAGUAUGAUUUGAUUAAAAUUGUUGAAAAAACUGAUAGAGCUGCUCUACAUUCACGUGAUCAGCAAGAAGACCUUGAUCUCCGGGAAUGUGGUAUACUGUCUUGCCGUCCACAUUUCUUGCAGCGGUAUGCUAGUAUCCGAAUAUUUGUCUUCCUUUCUUGUGUUUUAGUUACUAUACAGCAAGCUCUGUCUUCUGGUUAUUUUAAUAGUGUUAUUACUACCAUUGAAAAAAGGUUCGAUAUUCCAAGCCGGGUUUCUGGUGCUAUCGCAAGCACAUUUGAAAUUGGUAAUUUGCUUACAAUAAUAUUUGUGAGCUAUCUUGGCAGUCAUCGACACAUACCAGUGUGGAUUGGAAAAGGAAUUAUUGUUAUGGGCAUUGGAUCCCUUGUAUUUUGUAUUCCUUACUUUUUGGAGCAACACUCUGCUACUGUUGCGCUUAGAAAUCUCACUCAUCCUAUGGAUGAAAAUACAUGUCAUUUACCAACUGCCACCGUCCAGUCUCAAACAGCGCAUGCAGGACACUUUAUUAAUCCUCCUUCUCAUGAAAACGAUCCAACAAUUUGUAACGAAGGAAGAUCUUCCAAUACCUUGUAUAUUUUAAUAUUUAUGGUAGCCCAGAUAUUAAUUGGUAGUGGAGGCACUCCAAUAUUUACUCUGGGAACAACUUACAUUGAUGAUCAUGUAAAGAAAGAGAGCUCUUCAAUGUAUAUUGGAUGUAUGUAUAGUAUGGUUGCCUUUGGUCUUGUGUGUGGUUUUUUACUUGGUGGUUAUUUGCUCUCUUUCCAUGAGAACUACUUUUUGUACAACACUGUGCCUCCUAAUUUAUAUCCUGGUCAUCCAAGAUGGAUAGGAGCUUGGUGGGCUGGAUUUGUGAUCUGUGGUGUCCUGCUCCUUUUGAUAUCUAUUCCCUAUUUUGCAUUUCCCAAAGUCCUUUUAAGGGAAAAGCAACGAUUGCGAUGGGAAGAGAAAGGGGAAUAUUACAGUACAAGACGUCUCAAAAGUGAAAGCAACACUUUAGAAAGACAAAAUGGGCAAGAAAUCGUGACGUACUCUGGACAAAGUGACGGCCAUUGUAAUGUCAAAGAGAAAUCGAAAGAAUAUGGAAAGGAUAUAAAAGAUAUUCCAAAAUCCAUGUGGCGUCUUCUAAGUAAUCCAAUAUAUGUUGUCACAUGUCUUGGUUCAUGCAUGGAACUGUCAAUUGUGAAUGGAUUUCUUGUCUUCCUUCCAAAAUAUUUGGAAACCCAGUUCAGCAUUGGGAAAUCUCAAGCAAGCAUUUUUACUGGGGGAAUUGCAAUACCAGGAGCUUGUGUUGGAAUUUUUAUGGGUGGUUAUUUAUUAAAACGCUUCCAGUUGAAACCAAAAGGUGCAAUACAAUUUGUUUUGUUCUUCAAUAUUUUGUGUAUGGGCUUGUACACACUUCUGUAUUUCUUGGGAUGUGACAAUAUUCGAAUGGCUGGAGCUACUCUUCCAUAUUUUAAUAAUACUUUGACUGCCGAGUUUGAGCCAUUUCAAGUAAAUUUGACUGCAGAUUGCAAUAUGGGCUGCCGCUGUAGUCAAAAUGAAAUUGAACCUGUUUGUGGAAGCAAUGGAAUUACAUAUUUCUCUCCAUGCCAUGCUGGAUGUAAAGCAGAAGUUGACCAUAAAAUUAAUAGUUAUUCCAAUUGUGCCUGUAUAUUAGCCAAUACAAGUAGGAGUCAUGAUGUGCUUGCAUUUCCACUUGCAACCAAUGGUCCUUGUCCUAAUGUUUGUGAUGUUAUAAUACCAUUCAUGAUCCUGCUUUUUGUUAUGACCCUUGUGGUAUCUAUUACACAUAUGCCUCUUCUAAUGAUUACUCUCAGGUCUGUUGAUGAGGAAGAAAGAGCAUUUGCCUUGGGAAUGCAAUUUGUUAUUUUUCGACUAUUUGGUUACAUACCAUCUCCUAUAAUGUUUGGAAAUGUCAUUGAUUCUACAUGUAUAUUGUGGAAAGCUCAUUGUGGUCGACCUGGAGGCUUUUGCCUCAUGUAUAAUAUUGAGCACUUCAGACUUAAGUAUAUUGGUGUAUGUUCUGGCUUAAAAGUCGCAUCAGGACUUUUGUUUUUCUUGGACUGGAUGUUGAUAUCAUGGAAGCACAAGAAAGAUAUUGAGCAACCACCAACCCUCACUGUUGGUGAAAUUGUGUCUUCCAUUAUAUCCUUAGACCGACUGUCAACUUUAGGCUGGGGAGGUGAUGUACUUCUUGAUGCCACAAAGGAUUGUCCUGAGGAUAUUCAGCCAUUGGAGAUGGAUGAAGAAAAUCAUUAUCCUAAUGUCCCAAGGACAGUCAAAAGAUUAAUAAAACGUGACAGUUCUUCAAGCAAUGCAAUGAACUCACAUUAGCUAAUAUUCUAAACAGUACUGUUAUGAUAUAGGGGAUAUGGUAAUGCUAAAAGUCCACAAUGGGACUCAAUGGCUACUUGACUUAUAAAAGGUUGGCACUCACAAACUACA